CGUGACUGGAUGCGAAGUGCUGCAUCGAUAUCCUGCCACACUUCUUCUCUCAACAUGCAACCCUGCCUAACUGGUCGCGCUAUAUCGUGUCCUUCUUUGAGGCCACCUCCUCACACCUUUCUCCUCGACUCUUUCUCUCUUCACUCAUGUUCGCCCUCGAAGAACCCCAGUCGAGAAAGCGACAACGGUCCUCACAAGAGCCUGGGGAUCUUGAGCCGGAGCCGGUAGCAAAGAAACAAAGAUCUCUUUCGGAAAGCCGUGACCUCCCUCGCCAUCGUCCUCCGACCUUCUGGGACACGUUGUCCAAAAUUCGAUUGAGUCGCGGCGCUCUCCGGGAGUUUGACCGCAGGAACAUUGAAGAGAAGGUUCAGCCACCUUGCACACCCACACCGAAGGUCGAAUAUCCCCAAGGGCGUGCUCGCCUACGGCUCAAGAGGUUUGCUCGUCGUGGUGGGCCUGACCUAUCACACCUUCGAGGGAUUGCCAGCUUACCCCUUCGGGAUCCCGACACAAUGAGCGACUAUGCCAGUUCUCAGAGCCUGAAACGGUCUUCCGCCUCUUCGAAGCCGACUGACUCCUCCAGAACCACCCCGUACAGCGGCAAUUUUGAGCAAAAACUGAUUGACACUGGCAUCUACCCCAGCCUAUACGAACACCCGGAUGGACGCCUACCACAAAAGCCGGCGAAUUUGAGCGACAUCCAGGCCGCACAACGCGUCCCUCGGGCAUCUCUCUCACCUUCCCGAUUCACAGAUGAAGAUUUCGAAGCAUUUCAGCGGGCAAAUGCAAGAGCGUCCGGCGAGACUACGGGGAUGUAUAAUGUACUCCCUUUCAUUGCCGGAAAUGAGGCGACCCAUCGUUUCGAGAUGGGCCUGCCAAUGAGCAACCUGAAACCGUUCGACAAAGAUCUCAGCGACCCCAGGCCCGACGUCUAUCACGGAGCGGCACUCUCGACCAUCCAUCCGCGGGUUCGUAGUGACUUGGGACAAUACAUCAUCCCAUCGACGGUCGACUUAACUCGUCCGGCCGCUCCGAAUUUCUUCGUCGAGGGCAAGAGCGCUCAAGGUCGAGCGGAUGUGGCAAAGAGACAAGCCCUGAUUGAUGGAGCAAUGGGAGCCCGAGCCAUGCACCAGCUCCAGAAUUACAAAGCCGAGGAACCAGAAUAUGACAACAAAGCACGAAGCUUCUCCGCUACCUACCAAGACGGCCAUCUUCAACUUUAUGCACACCAUCUCACUGCGCCUCUCACUCCCGGAGGGGAGCCAGAGUAUCAUAUGACUCAAACGGGUUCAUACGCAAUGACGCACAAUACAGAGCGGUUCCGGGAGGGUGCUACUGCCUACCGGGGCGAUCGAGACCUAGCAAAGACAGAGCGGGACAGCUCUAUUGCCCACGCCAACCAGGUGGCUCGCCAGAUGCCUGCGCCCAGCCCCAACACAAGCUUCACGACCAGCCGCACGUCCCAGUCGACGGCCGUUAUUACCGGGUCUGACACCUCUGAAGACGAGCUGGCUCGCGACGAAGUAACCCCAGUCAAGCGCCUGAGACUCAGUGCGGCGUCAUCUGUAAGCUACGAUUCUACAACUAGACGAGAUAGUCGCGCUACCUUCGAAACCCCAAUGGCUAUUAGCAGAGCACCCGUGACUUCUCCACAGAAUACCACGUCGGCAUCCAGACGCAGUGGACGGACUUCUGCGGAGGGAAGCAUAUUGAGGUAUUCAACUACCCACACACGGAAUGGAACGGACGGAUCUUCAAUGGAGAGACCUUCAGACCUCUCCGGGCAAUCUCAAAGCGUGCAGGGCUCGGGACGAGGUCGUCAAACCCGUCCAAUGGUUGAGGUUACUUAGAGCGGAUGCGCUAUAAAGAUGAGUCGGGUUGGUGCGUCGAGCACCGGGGCAAGUCAGCGAUUGCGAGAAGGAUGGACGGCCGACUCUCUACUGCGCUCGUCUCAACGUCUUCACGUAUCGGCCCAAUGGCAACAGGCGUCGGUGAAUGCACUAAGAAUUCUAAGGAGGCGGGAAAGCGUUAGUGUAAACGAGGUCAGCAUUGCUCCGCAUGACAUCUGUGUUUCCAGUCACUUUUAGUCGCCAUGGGAUACAUACUGUAGUGUUUGGGACUUUUCAGCAAUGUCUCUCGUCGAUUCAACUAUACUUGUCAGGCGUAAGAAGAAAGUCGACUUUGGCGGUCUUUGCCUCCGCUUCACGUUGAUGCCCUACUUGAUGAAAUGAGCCUUGGUACUUCCUCCGAUCGAC
Messenger RNA from Cladophialophora immunda, 2255 nucleotides. RefSeq lists its product as uncharacterized. Bases 147 to 1850 code for a protein of 567 amino acids. The transcript is spliced from 2 exons. The record is from RefSeq and is a predicted model, not a curated record. NCBI's taxonomy places the organism in Eukaryota, Fungi, Ascomycota, Eurotiomycetes, Chaetothyriales, Herpotrichiellaceae.